Lasiosphaeria miniovina is the source of this 669-nucleotide messenger RNA. RefSeq lists its product as uncharacterized. The record is from RefSeq and is a predicted model, not a curated record. The coding region runs from base 1 to 669 and encodes 222 amino acids. Lineage: Eukaryota; Fungi; Ascomycota; Sordariomycetes; Sordariales; Lasiosphaeriaceae. The transcript is spliced from 2 exons.
AUGCAAUGGAAGACGUACAUUGCCCGAAAGUCUGCAUACGUCGAGAUUAUUGUAUACGUGGACCCUGGCGCGUGCUAUGCCACGACAUUGAUGGUAUACCCUCUGAUCAUUGAUAUCAAUAACCGUGUUCCUGUGCCAUGGAACGUGGCUCACCUCAGCAUGCAGAAGCUGCCGGCACUCGAUCUCAGCGAGGUCGGCCAGCCGGACAAACGUAGAUGGCUAGACGAUUUCAAGUGGCUGAGCCUCCACGUCUCAUCCACGACCUCGGCCCGAGAAAAUGUUCUCCGCCACAGCCCGAUGGACGGUGGCGAGCAUGCGCGCGCCCAAUUGAAAGCGACCCUCUUGACAAUCCUGAAGCAUCAUGCAGGGUUUUCUUUUCUCGUCUCGAAGCUGCGGCUGGAUCUCUCCAACCGCACCGUAGUGCUUUACGCCGCGUGCCUGAAAUUAUAUGACGCGCUGCCCAGGCCCAACGACUAUCUGAUCGCGCUCACGGAGAACAACGGGAUGGAGGGCAAUGCGGACAAGUCACUCGAAGACGGCCAGCAGGUGCUCUGCAAUUGCGGCAACGGCGUCGUUCCGGACGGGUACAUGCCCAGCAUCCCAAAUUUCAAGAGCUUUGUGGGCAAGCAGUGCGUGCGCGUCGCGCUGUCUCUGCUCUUUUACUUAUAA